UAUAAAAAAAGAAUCUAUCUAAUUUUAUAAACAUUAAUAUAAUUAAAGUAUAUUUAUUAAUUUUCAAAUAGAUAUCCUGAAUAUCCCAAAAAGUUACUUAGCUAGCUACUAAUUUUUAUAAAAUAGAUUUUAAAUUUACAAUUUAAUUACAUGUAAACAGAUGAUGGUUUUAUAGAAUUCUAGUCAUACAAUGAUUAUUAAAGUUUAUAGGCAAUUUUUACAAAAGCCAGAGAUAACAAUAUUGAUUUGACUUAGCAAAGAAGCAAAGAAGAAUUGAUAGAAGAUUAUUUUAAGUAUUGCGUAAAAGUAAAGAUCAACUAGCCUAUGGAUGUUAGAGCACAUAUGAUAAAAGAACAUUAUUUCUUAGUUUAUGCAAGAAUCAUUACUGAAAAUAGUUAAGAUCAUUAUCCUUCCAGAGUUUAUGCUGUUGUUUUAACCGAUUUUAACAAUUAAUUUUGCUAAAUAUAACCCACUUAUUAUGCAAACGAAUCAAUGCAAGCAAGAGUCACUCCUUGCUUUUCAGUAAACUAACAUUUAGCUCAAAAGCUUUAAUCUGCCCAGCUUUCAAUUUCUAAAAUUCUACUUUAUUUGAGCGAUUUAUAAACUAUUUCCUAAAAAGACACAAACCAAGACACUGCUUCUAUUAAAAGUGGUUCAAGAAGAAAUUCUAAUGAUAAUAUAUGCUGA
Messenger RNA from Tetrahymena thermophila SB210, 687 nucleotides. RefSeq lists its product as hypothetical. The transcript has 2 exons. NCBI's taxonomy places the organism in Eukaryota, Ciliophora, Oligohymenophorea, Hymenostomatida, Tetrahymenidae. The record is from RefSeq and is a predicted model, not a curated record.